Molecule: messenger RNA, 1872 nt
Organism: Vespa velutina
Lineage: Eukaryota; Metazoa; Arthropoda; Insecta; Hymenoptera; Vespidae
Gene: mRRF1
Product: ribosome-recycling factor, mitochondrial
Exons: 2
Coding region: 729-1376 (215 amino acids)
Biological process (GO): translation
Cellular component (GO): mitochondrion
Molecular function (GO): ribosomal large subunit binding
Source: RefSeq, a predicted model, not a curated record
AAAAUAAUUUACAAAAAUUGUUAUACUACUUUCGUUAGAACAACCAUAAAUUGAUAUCAUGUAUGAUACUUACUAAGAUGAUACAAAAAAAUUUUUUAAUUUUUACGAAUUAAAAUUAUUAAUGAAUCCUUCACACUAAUCAUUAUUACUUUCUAAUGCACGUGCCACAUUGUUAGGGUUAUGUUACAAAGCAUUCGAUCAGUCUUAAGUACAUUUUUACAAAAAAGGACUCAUUAAAUUUGUUCGGACGUCACAGAUAUGAUCUUACACCCAACCUUUUAUUGGGUGUAUAAGAUUAUUGUGGAGGGGAAAAAACCUGUCACAACGUAAGAAUUUUCUACCAUUCUAAUUUAAAUUAGAUUCAAUUUUUUGGCGGAAAACAUUAGAACCAUUUUCAUGUUUUAUAACAUUAAUCGGAAAUAAAGAAAAAUAUAGAAGAAUUCUAACUGUAUAUAUAUGUAAUAAUUUGUUUACGAUCUUGAGCUUACAAAUGUUGACACUUUAAGAUAAAAUUAAAUAUGAUUAUAUGGUUAUAAAAAUGGAGACUUUUACUUUUAUCGUAUUAUAACCUCAAUGCACACAUAUAUUUACAUGGAUUUAAGCCAUGUGUAGCAAUGUAUUGAGUAUAUAUAUUGUUAAUUAAUAAAAUAAAUUUGUAUUGAUGAUAAUAUUAGCGUUACAUUUAUAUUUUGAUCGAAUCUAACAAAAAAGUAAUACUACAAUUAAAGAUGUGGAAAUGUACAGAACUCAAACGUUCUGUUAACCUAAUAAAAUCAAUAUUAAGUUCUAUUAUGAGAUCAAAACACAAUUGGUUAAUUUACUUGCCCAAGAAUAAUAUUUCACAUUGUUCUGAAACCUACAGAACACUAUUACCAUUGCAACAUAGUAAUAUACAUAGUGAACAAUGCCAUUGUUCUAAUAAGUUUGAAAAUGUUAAGAUGUUUUCUACAACAAUUGUAUUAGCCAAAAGUAAAGAUCGUGGAAAAGAUAAGAAGAGAACUACACAUAAAAAGAAUAUAGAUAUCCAGGAGAUGAAAGAAGUGAUAAAUGUUGAAAAAUUAACAUUGCAACUUGAAAAAACAAUGGAUAAAUUAAAGGAGAAUUAUAUAAAAUAUGUAUCAGUAAGGUCUGCUGCUGGAGCGAUUGAAGAAUUACCUAUUACUCUUGAUGGAACACGAUAUUUACUUCAAGAACUUGUGCAAAUUACUAGAACAUCUAAAUUGAUUACAUUGAAUGCAAGUGCAUUUUCUCAAUAUAUUCCAAAUAUUAUUCAAGUUCUUUCUAAAAAUCAAAUGAAUUUGAAUCCACAGCAGGAUGGUACCGUUAUAUAUAUACCUAUUCCAAAGUAUCGUAAAAUGGAUGAUAAUCAUGAUUGAUAAUCAAUAAGACAAUUACUAUUAUAGUUUAUAAAAUCAAAACAACACGAUGACAUCUACAUGUCAAAACAAAUUAUUUCUAUUAGAUGAGUAUACAUUUUAUUAAAAUACAAUUUUUGUAAUAAAUGAUAUAUUAUAACAUAUCUUAUAACAAUUUCAUUUUUGUAUCGUUUUAAAUAAAUAAAUUAUUUAGCUAUAAUUAUAAUAUUAGAGCUUGAUUUACGAUACGUUCAUUUAUAUUUUUAGAGAUAUACACAAAAGAAAUUAUUUAUAUAUUAUUUAUAUUUUUACUUACACGAAUACUGUCACUGUACGUUUCUCAUAAAGAUUGACUGAUUUGAUAUUUUAUCAGCAAAAGUUCACUAUGUCGAUAUGUAUAUAUAUAAUAUAUAUAUAUAUAUAAAAAUCACAUAAACGUUGUACGGCUCGUGCGCAACUGACGAAUGUAAGACUGAAAUAAUAAAGAGGAAUAGCUUACGCUAAUCAUUGCAUAACA